ACAGGUACCCUGACCCUUCCCCAUUUCCCAAGGACUGGCGACAUCCAGGAAGCAGAUGGGGAACUGCAACCCCCUUCUUUCCUGCCUCCUUCCCCCUCCAGCCUGGGCAGUGGAAGGGGCUGUCCCCUGAGUCCAUUCUGGCCUGAGGCUUAUUUGGGGCCACUCACCUGACUACAUGUGCAGCUGUGGCUGGGGCAGGACGGGGGCUCAGCAGCCUGGGCUAUGUGCAGCGGGAGGCCCUGGAGUCGGUGCCCAGGUUCUGAGCUGCCCUAGGUCUGCAGGCUGGCUGGGUGUGGACUGCAGACAUGGCCCAACCGCUGGACUUUGUCCUCGAUGUCCCGGAGACCCCAGGGGACCAGGGCCAGGAGCCCAGCCCCUACGAUGAGAGCGAAGUGCACGAUUCCUUCCACCAGCUCAUCCAAGAGCAGAGUCGGUGGGUGGCUGAGGAGGGGCUGGAGCUGCAGCAGAGGGAGCCGGGGGACCCAGGCAGAGGCCACGAGACCCUCCUGGGGCCCGAAGGUGCCCCCGUCCACAGCAUGGCCACACUGCGCAUCUUGGCCAGUAUGCCUAGUCGCACGAUUGGCCGCAGCCGUGGCGCCAUCAUCUCCCAGUACUACAACCGCACGGUGAGGCUGCGGCGCAGGAGCGGCCGGCCCCUGCUUGGGGACGUGGUGACACGCUCAGCCCGACCCAGCCUCCGCCUCUACGACCUAGAGCUGGAUCCCAUGGCCCAGGAGGAGGAGGAGAAGCGAAACCUCCUGGUGAAGGAGCUUCAGGGCCUGUCGGCCGCCCAGCGCGACCACAUGCUCCGGGGGAUGCCCUUGAGCCUGGGGGAGAAACGCGGCCUUCGAGAGAAGAGCCAGACCCCGCACGGGAAGCGGAGGGGCCAGCCUGGCCGUGGCGGGCUCUUCUCCUGCUGCAGCCGGCUCCGAUACGCCUGCGUGCUGGCCUUGCACAGCCUGGGGCUGGCGCUGCUCUCAGGCUUGCACGCCCUGACGCCCUGGCGCUACGCCCUGAAGCGCAUCGGGGGCCAGUUCGGAUCCAGUGUGCUCUCCUACUUCCUCUUCCUCAAGACCCUGGUGGCCUUCAAUGCCCUGCUGCUGCUGCCGCUGCUGGCCUUUGUGGUGGGCGUGCAGGCUGCCUUCCCACCGGACCCGGGUCCCGGCCCCCGCCCCACCUGCACGGGCCUGGAGUUCCUCACGGGCGCGGGCUGCUUCACCCACACCGUCAUGUACUACGGCUACUACAGCAAUGCCACGCUGAACCAGCCAUGUGGCCAGCCCCUGGAGGGUGGCCAGUGCAGACCCAGGGCAGGCGGCCUGCCCUACAAUAUGCCCCUGGCCUACCUCUUCACUGUGGGGGUGGCCUUCUUCAUCACCUGCAUCACCCUGGUGUACAGCAUGGCCCACGCUUUCGGGGAGAGCUACCGGGUGGGCAGCACCUCUGGCGUCCACGCCAUCACCGUCUUCUGCUCCUGGGACUACAAGGUGACUCAGAAGCGGGCCUCGCGCCUCCAGCAUGACAACAUCCGCACCCGGCUGAAGGAGCUGCUGGCCGAGUGGCAGCUGCGGCAGAGUACCCGGAGCCUGUGCGGGAGGCUGCAGCAGGCGGCUGUGCUGGGGCUUGUGUGGCUGCUGUGUCUGGGGACCGUGUCGGGCUGCGCCGCGGCCGUGCACGCCUUCUCAGAGUUCGUGAUCCAGGGCCCGGUGGCUGCUGGCCAGGAGGUGGCGCUGCUGGCGCUGCCCGUGGUGGUCUGCCUCCUCAACCUGGGGGCCCCCUACCUGUACCGCGGCCUGGCCGCCCUGGAGCCGCAGGACUCCCCGGUGCUGGAGGUGUACGUGGCCAUCUGCAGGAACCUCGUCCUCAAGAUGGUCAUCCUGGGGGUGCUUUGCUACCACUGGCUGGGCCGCAGGGUGGGCGCCCUGCAGGACCAGUGCUGGGAGGACUUCGUGGGCCAGGAGCUGUACCGCUUCGUGGUGCUGGACUUCCUCUUCACGCUGCUGGACACGCUCUUUGGGGAGCUGGCGUGGCGGGUUAUCUCUGAGAAGAAGACGAAGACGAGGCGGAAGCCUGAGUUUGACAUUGCCCGGAAUGUUCUGGAGCUGAUUUAUGGGCAGACUCUGACCUGGCUGGGCGUCCUCUUCUCGCCCCUCCUCCCCGCCGUGCAGAUCGUGAAGCUGCUGCUCCUCUUCCAGGUCAAGAAGACGAGCCUCCUGGCCAACUGCCAGGCGCCGCGCAGGCCCUGGCUGUCCUCGCACAUGAGCACUGUCUUCCUCUCGCUGCUGUGCUUCCCGUCCUUCCUGGGCGCCGCCGUCUUCCUCUGCUACGCCGUCUGGCAGGUGAAGCCCUCGAGCAUGUGUGGCCCCUUCCGGAGCCUGGACACCAUGUACAGGGCGGGCACGGCCUGGGUGCGCCACCUGGAGGCGGCAGGGCCCCGGCUGUCCUGGCUGCCCUGGGUGCACCGGCACCUGGUGGAAAACACCUUCUUCAUCUUCCUGCUGUCGGCCCUGCUGCUGGCUGUGAUCUACUUCAACAUCCAGGUGGUGAGGGGCCAGCGCAAGGUCAUCUGCCUGCUCAAGGAGCAGAUCAGCCACGAGGGGGAGGACAAAAUCUUCUUAAUCAACAAGCUUCAUUCCAUCUACGAGAAGAAGGAGAGGAAGGAGGGGGAGGAGAGGAGCAGGUGUGCGGGGCGCUCGGGGAAGGAGGAGAGUUAAGUUUGGUGAGGGAGGAAAUGGAAAUGCAAGACCUGCCCUCAGCGCCCUGUGCCACCCCCGUAAGUCGCUUGGUGCCAGCCUGGCGGGGCCUCCUCCCUGUGGGAUCAGUGCCUGUUACCGGGGCAGACGUCUGGUGCCUGCGGUUAGACCUAGGGAAAGGAGAUGGCCGGGACGCAGAGGCUUGUGAAGUUCAAAAGCACUCUUGUCGCGGGAGGGGCCGUUGAGGCAGGCCAUCUUUGCAGGGACCUGACAACAGGAGGGCGGGUGGUGUGACAGCCCCCGGCCGCGGGGUGGCCCGACCCAUGAACAGGUGCACACACACUCAUGCGCACCCAGAGGCCUGUUUCUUUCCCUUUCUUGGUCCCCCGGCCUGGGGGGCAGGCUGAGGCUGGCCCCUCGGGGAGCUCCUGGGCUAGACCCUGCCCUGGCUGCAGAGCAGCCUGCAGGCCUGAGGCUGCGGCCACCAGGCCUCCUGCAGAGCAGCUGUCUGUGUGCGCCUUCCGCGUUCGGGAGCCUCUCAGAGCAAAACUCAACAGAACAAAUACCCUGGGCCCCGAGCUAGCCCAAGGGGGACCCCAAGGUCAGGCACGAGGCCUCACCCUCUGGGCCUCAGGAGACUCUGCAGGGCCCUGCCUCAGUUUCCCCCUAUGGAGGAGGGAUCAGUGCUCCCAGGCCCCACUGCUGGGGUGCACGAAGCGCCCCUUGGCCCCCUGCCUGUGACGGUGCAUCGGCGGCCGCUGGGCUACGCUGUGUGAAAUUGCUGGAACCCGACCACAUUUGACCCCGGAAGAGGCAAUCUCAUGAGGUCCAGCACCCCCACGUUAAAUACCUCAGAGGUGGGUCCUUGCGGUGUCUCCCAGCCUUUGCCCGGCCUGCCCUGGAGCUCUCUAGACUCUUCUUUGGAAGCUGUUGGGCGUCGGCCUGUCCCUCGCUGGCCCGGCCACACUGAGGUUGGCUCUGCCCAGCCUGGUCGGUGGGGCCCCUUGCUGACGUCCCUUCUGGAAGGGCUGGUAGCACCCAGGAGGCUGCGACCCCCUUGCCCUGCUCGCAGAAGAAGGGGACACCUGGUGGGACAGCAAGAGGUUCAGCAGGCUCACUCAGCGCCCUGGGUCACCCUCUGCCCCACGGCACAGACUCCAACAUGAGACCACGCUGGCUCCUCAGUGACCUUGCCAGGACACCAGGAUGACGAAGUGACUCCGCUUCCCCUUUGGAAAGCGGGGGCAAGCGGAGCUCGGGCACCCCCCGUGACCCUGCCCUGCCCUGACUCUAUUUAUUCUGAUUAAAUGGGUUU
Propithecus coquereli (Coquerel's sifaka) is the source of this 4008-nucleotide messenger RNA. RefSeq names its product transmembrane channel-like 6 (gene TMC6). Gene Ontology annotation, cellular component: plasma membrane. The transcript has 20 exons. The record is from RefSeq and is a predicted model, not a curated record. Lineage: Eukaryota; Metazoa; Chordata; Mammalia; Primates; Indriidae. Bases 306 to 2714 code for a protein of 802 amino acids. Gene Ontology annotation, molecular function: mechanosensitive monoatomic ion channel activity.